Messenger RNA from Phascolarctos cinereus (koala), 6046 nucleotides. RefSeq names its product neuropilin 1 (gene NRP1). Gene Ontology annotation, molecular function: semaphorin receptor activity; vascular endothelial growth factor receptor activity; vascular endothelial growth factor binding. Gene Ontology annotation, biological process: neural crest cell migration; positive regulation of filopodium assembly; axon guidance. Lineage: Eukaryota; Metazoa; Chordata; Mammalia; Diprotodontia; Phascolarctidae. The record is from RefSeq and is a predicted model, not a curated record. Gene Ontology annotation, cellular component: axon; focal adhesion; plasma membrane.
GGGUCUCAGGUGAGGAGAUUGGGUGAGAGGCGCUCAGCAGGCGGCGCAAGGGGAAAGGCUCCCGGGGCAGGGGAUACAGCAGGCAGUUUGGACAGCCCCCCGGACCUCCCCUGGGCGCGAUCUCGUCAGUUUCAAGGGGGUCAAGCAAAAAAAAAGACAUCGGAUUUUCUCCCCUCUUCUUUCCUUUUUGGAAUUUGGCUUUAGGCUACCCGUGUCUCCCUUCUCCCUCCCUCCAACACCAAGACCUCCUCCACCCACCCACACGUUUGGAUUUUUUUUUUUUUUGGAAAUGGCCCGGGCAGCGGCUCUUGGAAGAGGAACAAGUGUGGGAAAAGAGAGAGGAAACCGGAGCUAAAUGACAGGAUGCAGGCGACUUGAGACACAAAAAGAGAAGCAUUUCUCCCGGAUCAAGGCAGUGUUCCGCUGCUGCUUGCUUUUCUCCAAGUCAGCCUGAAGGAUUUUCAAGCUGCGGGAAGACUUGAGGCUAUCGGGGGAGGGAGUUUUUUUUUCCCCUUUCCCUUUUGCCCUCCCCUUCUAUUUGUCUCCUUCGCCCCCUCCCCGGGUCUCUUUCGCUGCCCAAGAUUUUCUGCGUCCUAGUUGAGGAGAAUGGAUUGGGGUCUGCUCGUCCUGCACUGCGCCGCGCUCACUGUAGCCCUUGCCAGCGCGGUUCGGAACGGUAAAUGUGGUGACAAUAUAAAAAUUGUGAGUCCUGGGUACCUUACUUCCCCUGGUUAUCCUCAUUCUUAUCACCCAAGUGAAAAAUGCGAGUGGCUGAUUCAGGCUCCAGACCCAUACCAGAGAAUUAUGAUCAACUUCAACCCUCACUUUGAUUUGGAAGACAGAGACUGCAAGUAUGACUAUGUUGAAGUCAUUGAUGGAGAUAGUGCAAGUGGACGUUUAUGGGGCAAGUUCUGUGGCAAGAUAGCUCCUCCUCCCGUGGUGUCUUCAGGGCCAUUCCUGUUUAUCAAGUUUGUCUCUGACUACGAGACACACGGCGCUGGAUUUUCCAUACGCUAUGAAAUUUUCAAGAGAGGUCCUGAAUGUUCUCGAAACUAUACGUCAUCUACUGGAGUGAUAAAGUCCCCUGGAUUCCCUGAAAAGUAUCCGAACAGCCUUGAAUGCACUUACAUUAUCUUUGCACCAAAGAUGUCAGAGAUUAUCUUGGAAUUUGAAAGCUUUGACCUUGAGCCUGACACUAAUCCUCCAGGGGGGAUGUUCUGUCGAUAUGACCGACUGGAAAUUUGGGAUGGAUUCCCUGAUGUUGGUCCUCAUAUCGGGCGUUACUGUGGACAGAAAACACCGGGCCGCAUCCGUUCCUCAACUGGCAUCCUAUCGCUGGCUUUUUAUACUGACAGUGCAAUAGCAAAAGAAGGAUUCUCUGCAAACUACAGUGUCUUGCAGAGCAGUGUCUCAGAAGAUUUCACGUGUAUGGAACCACUGGGCAUGGAAUCAGGAGAAAUUCAUUCAGACCAAAUCACAGUUUCUUCCCAGUAUAGCACCAAUUGGUCUUCAGAAAGAUCUCGCUUGAAUUACCCAGAGAAUGGAUGGACUCCUGGAGAAGAUUCCUAUAGAGAGUGGAUCCAGGUUGACCUGGGCCUUCUCCGUUUUGUCUCUGCUAUUGGGACACAGGGAGCCAUAUCAAAAGAAACUAAGAAAGAGUACUACGUCAAGACUUACCGAGUGGAUAUUAGUUCCAAUGGUGAAGACUGGAUCACCAUAAAAGAAGGGAACAAACCAACUAUCUUCCAGGGGAACACCAACCCCACAGAUGUUGUGUAUGGAGUUUUCCCCAAGCCUUUCAUAACACGUUUUGUCCGAAUCAAGCCAGUAACCUGGGAAACUGGUAUAUCAAUGAGAUUUGAGGUUUAUGGCUGCAAGAUAACAGAUUAUCCUUGCUCCGGAAUGUUGGGGAUGGUGUCUGGACUCAUUUCGGACUCACAAAUCACAGCCUCAAAUCAAGGAGACAGAAACUGGAUGCCUGAAAACACCCGCCUUGUCACCAGCCGCUCAGGUUGGGCACUGCCCUCUGCCCCUCACUCCUACACAAAUGAGUGGCUCCAGAUAGACCUGGGUGAAGAGAAGAUUGUGAAGGGCAUCAUCAUUCAGGGAGGGAAGCACCGCGAUAACAAGGUGUUCAUGAAAAAAUUCAAGAUCGGAUACAGUAACAACGGCUCCGAUUGGAAAAUGAUUAUGGAUGACAGCAAACGGAAGACCAAGUCCUUUGAGGGUAACAACAACUAUGAUACACCUGAGCUUCGAACUUUUCCUCCUCUGUCCACCCGAUUCAUCAGGAUCUACCCCGAGAGAGCCACUCAUGGAGGACUAGGGCUAAGAAUGGAGCUGCUGGGUUGUGAAGUGGAAGCACCUACAGCUGGACCAACCACUCCUAAUGGGAAUCCAGUGGAUGAAUGUGAUGAUGACCAGGCCAACUGUCACAGUGGAACAGGUGAUGACUUCCAACUGACAGGCGGUACCACCAUACUGGCCACGGAGAAACCAACUGUCAUAGAAAGCACAAUACAGUCAGAGUUUUCAGCAUAUGGUUUUAACUGUGGAUUUGGCUGGGGAUCUCAUAAGACAUUCUGUCAGUGGGAACACGACAAUCACGUGGAAUUGAAGUGGAGUGUGUUGACGAGCAAAACAGGGCCUAUUCAAGAUCAUACAGCAGGAGAUGGCAACUUCAUCUAUUCCCAAGCUGAUGAAAAUCAGAAGGGCAAAGUGGCCCGGCUGCUGAGCCCCAUCGUUUAUUCCCAGAACUCUGCCCACUGCAUGACCUUCUGGUACCACAUGUCAGGUUCCCAUGUUGGCACCUUGAGGGUCAAACUGCGCUACCAGAAGCCGGAUGAAUAUGAUCAAACGCUCUGGACUGCCAUUGGACAUCAAGGAAACCACUGGAAGGAAGGACGUGUUCUACUUCACAAGUCUCUGAAACAUUAUCAGGUGAUUGUUGAGGGUGAAAUCGGAAAAGGAAACCUUGGAGGGAUUGCAGUUGACGACAUUAGUAUUAAUAACCACAUUUCACAGGAGGAUUGUAAAAAAUCAACGGAUGUGGAUAAUAAGGACAAAGAAAACUCAAAUCCUGAAACAGGAAGCACACCAGGAUACAAUGGAAUAGGAGAAGGUGAUGAGAACAUCUCUAGGAAGCCCGGCAAUGUGCUGAAGACAUUGGACCCCAUUCUCAUUACUAUCAUCGCCAUGAGUGCCCUCGGUGUCCUUUUGGGAGCCAUAUGUGGGGUUGUCCUGUACUGUGCCUGUUGGCACAAUGGGAUGUCUGAAAGAAAUUUAUCUGCCCUGGAGAAUUACAACUUUGAACUUGUGGAUGGCGUAAAGUUGAAAAAAGACAAACUGAACACACAAAACACUUACUCGGAGGCAUGAAGGCCGAGAUGAAAAGACACAUCGAGGAAUUUAAGUGGAAGGAUGUAACUUGAGCGUGCUGGGGAACAGUUGAUCUUCCUUUACUGUACAGGCUGAAACAUGCGUUGAUGACGCUGAGCCAAGCUUUUCUCAGGAGGUUUGAUGAGUAUAGCUGACAGACAAACCUGAACAAUCAUCUGUAUUAACGAUCUGUACCAUGGAUGGUCAGCUUUUUCUGUUGGUUUGAUUUAAAUAAUCAGAUGCUGGUGUUGAGACCAAGUAGGAUCGACUUAAUGAUUCCUUUUGUUCUUUCCCCCAUCCCCCUCUCUCUUUUCUCCUUUUCCUUUGAUGGAUUUUAUUCUAAACUGUGCAAAAUCCAAGAUGCUGUCACCAAGUGUAUUCAGUGGGGUCCCUUUGCUGCCUGUAACUCAGUGCCCAGAAAAGAUUGGAUUAACCGCGAUUUAGUGGACUCUUGCGCCUGUACUUGUGUAUAAUUACUCGUGUUGUGCGUAGGCAAAGAAGGGUUAGGCUGUCUUCUUGAGAGAGUACUGACACCUCAGUACCAGUAUAGUGUGUCAGCUCUGUUUACGAAGCAAUACGGUCCAAUCUCCCUUGAUGUUUUCAGUGUUGUACUCGACUUUGUGCUUGUGAACUCCAUACAGAAUAAUGUGCCAUCAUCAGCCAUGACUGGCAACUGACCCGAGUGUACCACCGGAAACCGAAACAAACAGUCCUUGGCACUGGCUAAUUUAUGUCCUCCAAAGUGCCUUUUUGUUUGUACUGGUUCUUAUUGUGUUCACUUGACUGACCCCUCUCUUUCCCUCUGGUGAAAAGAAGCCCUUAUCUCUACUCAAACCCUGGUGGUGUCCUGACGGAGAAGAAAGUAUAUUUUAGUGUGAAAUGUUACCCCUCCCUCCCCCAGGAAGGCAAGGGCUCUGAAGUUUGGGCAACUUGGCUUUGAUUGUUCUACUUUUUCUGUAAUUCAGUUUCAUGCCUCUUAACCCUUUUGUAGAAAGCUGCAAUAUCCUCUUUUAUUGUCCUUUCAUAUGGAAUGUAUUUUCAGAGGUAAACUUUUUCUUCUCUUCUUCUUCUUCUCUCUAUUUCCUAUCACUCUGCGUCUUUUCUCUCUUAUUAAAAGAUAGGCGUUUGCCAUUGUUGAGGAAAGAAACCUGCAGCUUUAAUUUGCUGACAAUGGCAGAGGAUUUUACUAGACUUUAUGUUUAAAAAUAAAUAAAUAAGGGAAAAUUCCUAAUUUUACUCCCCCCAAAGUCUAACUUUGGGCUUCUUGUUAACUCUGUAAAGUGACAGUAUCCUUUUUCCUUCAACUUUUCACUCACUUGGUCUUUUUAAUCCCAAAAUCAGAAUCAAAAUGAAUUGAAGUAUUUGGGUUCAGUGGGGAAAGAUAAAUUGGGAGCUUGUGGGAUGUGGUUUUUACUGAAUUAGGUUGCAAAAGAGACCUCAAAGAAAGGCUGAAUGAAAGCCAUGAAAUUUCAGUGCUAAAUGUUCCAUUGGAACCUUCUUAUUUGGGACUCAGGUUGACUAAGUAAGUAAGGUUAUCAGGUUCCUUUAAACCCCAAUGAAACUGUUUGGUUGGAAGAUGAGAGGGGAAUACAAAAGCUAGCAGUUAAUUUGAAAGAAAAACUCUAAAUCUUGGGGCCAGGAAAGGAAAAUGUUCUGAGAUGAGGAAAGUAGAGAACUUGAAAACCCAUAUCAAAAACACACUCAGAAGCAGGGGGAACUGGUGGCUCCUGUGAAUGAAUGCCUCUGGGCUUCUUUCCAAGUCACUGAACAAAGUAGAAGCCUUCUGUGGGGCAGGACUUAGGGCUCCUAACACCAUAGCAAGUGAGACAUCCUGGCAUCAAGGCAGCCUGUGAAUUAUCCCAAAGAAAUUUUGAUUGUUUUCCGUUUACUUGUGUCAUGUUGUAUAUAAUGAUCUAUAGGUCUUUCCCCCCUCUCCUGCAUAAUGACUGGUCUCUCCAAUAAACUACUGGGAGUCACAUUUGCACCCCAUUUGCAGUGUGGAAAGCCCAUUCAUCUGGAUUUAAUUGGAUUGGAAAUGCUGUUUGUUUCAUGUAAAGUAUGGAGGGCCACAAAAGAAGAAUAAGUGUUUGUCCCCGAUGGCAUCCAGUCCAGAACCAGGACUAAAGCACUAAAGACUUCAUUUCUUAGAAGGUGAUGGACUUAAAGUUGCCUUCAACCAAGGAAAAAUGAUACUGCGACUUUAAAUUAAAAAGUAUCUUGCACUGAUAAAUAUAUUUAAAAAUUAUAUGUUUAUAAAGUUAUUAAUUUGUAAAGGCAGUGUUACAGAAUGUUCAGUUUAUAUUGUUUUAGAUUGUUUCAUAAUUUUUAAAAGUGUAAAAUAACAUAUUUUUUUUCUUUAUUGAAAAACUAUAAAAAAAACUUCUGUAGUAAAAUGAUUUCAUUUUACUGGUAUAUUAUUGCUUCAUGUUUUGUACCAUCAUGAAAUUUUGUGCAAAUUUUUUUUACAGAAAUUUUUAUUUUCUAUGACAAUAGGACACUUGUAAAUUGUUGUUUCAAAAUGAACAGUGAAGCCUUAACUUUAAAUGACGUUUGUAUUCUCAGACACUGAGUAGCAUAAAAUCCACCUAGAACUGAACUGUAACUGAAAUUCCAAGCUAUGACUACUACAUUCCAAAGAAACAGUUGGAUUAAACAUUUUCAUAAAAUA